GCGCACUGUCCACUGCAGGUAGCGUGCAACGUCGCAAAAACGAGACCAUCAUGCCCGCUGUUCCGGAAACUGCGCUCAAGAAGCGUAAGCGCGAUGAGGCUUGGGCUGCAAAGAAGGCUGCCGCCGCUGCUGAGGCGAAGGCUCACGCAGAGAAGAACUCCAAGGAGAUCUUCAAGCGCGCAGAGAAAUAUGUAAAAGAGUACCGCGAUCAGGAAGCGGACUUGGUACGACUAAAGCGUGACGCCCGUGCGAAAGGAGGGUUCUACGUUGAACCCGAGGCCAAACUCAUGUUUGUCAUGCGGCUCCGUGGUCUGAACGAUCUCCACCCCCAGACUCGCAAAGUUUUACAACUGAUGCGCCUCCGUCAAAUCCACAACGGCAUUUUCCUUCGUGUGAACAAGGCGACGAUAAACAUGUUGAAAAAGGUUGAACCGUACGUGAUGUUUGGAUACCCCAAUCUGAAGACGGUUAAGGAGCUAAUUUACAAGCGCGGGUACGGCAAGGUGAACAAGCAGCGCGUGCCGCUGACAGAUAACGCGAUCAUUGAGAAAGCGCUUGGCGACAAGGGGAUUAUCUGUGUUGAGGAUCUUGUUCACGAGAUUUACACAGUUGGACCACAUUUCACCGCAUGUUCCAACUUUCUAUGGCCAUUUAAGCUCUCUGCGCCCCUGGGUGGCAUGACUAAGAAGCGUCUGCAUUACAUCGAAGGUGGUGAAGCAGGUAACCGUGAGGAUAAAAUCAAUGCACUUGUGCGUCGCAUGAACUGAGCAGCUGGUCACCAGAAGUAAACGGUUUCGACACCGGUGAAUUUUGGUGGCUGGGCGGGGGUCGGUUGCAUAUCAGGAAAUGUUUUGAGAGAACUGCAUCCAGCGAAAAGAAUCAUGUUAUGAUGGGCGUUGCUGGUUCUUUUAGCACAGCAGGGGUGGUAUUGUCAGCUGUCUUCAAGAACAGUCCUGAAUUCUUCGGAUACCUUAAAGGGCUUAGGCCUUCCCUAUUUAUAAACAUACGAAGGUAUUUGAUAGGUGAAAGUAAUACUACUUUCUACUACUACACGUACU
Molecule: messenger RNA, 1058 nt
Organism: Micromonas pusilla CCMP1545
Lineage: Eukaryota; Viridiplantae; Chlorophyta; Mamiellophyceae; Mamiellales; Mamiellaceae
Exons: 2
Coding region: 51-767 (238 amino acids)
Biological process (GO): maturation of LSU-rRNA from tricistronic rRNA transcript (SSU-rRNA, 5.8S rRNA, LSU-rRNA)
Cellular component (GO): cytosolic large ribosomal subunit
Molecular function (GO): RNA binding; structural constituent of ribosome
Source: RefSeq, a predicted model, not a curated record